This is a messenger RNA of Megalops cyprinoides (Indo-Pacific tarpon), 4344 nucleotides long. It is a transcript of the gene dcp1a, whose product is annotated as decapping mRNA 1A. The coding region runs from base 1 to 1536 and encodes 511 amino acids. The record is from RefSeq and is a predicted model, not a curated record. Gene Ontology annotation, cellular component: P-body. NCBI's taxonomy places the organism in Eukaryota, Metazoa, Chordata, Actinopteri, Elopiformes, Megalopidae. The transcript has 9 exons. Gene Ontology annotation, molecular function: enzyme activator activity; mRNA binding. Gene Ontology annotation, biological process: deadenylation-dependent decapping of nuclear-transcribed mRNA; deadenylation-independent decapping of nuclear-transcribed mRNA; positive regulation of catalytic activity.
AUGGAGGCGAUCAGUAAAGCUGGACAUCAUAUGAGUCUAGCAGCAUUACAACAACAUGAUCCUUACAUUAACAAAAUCGUCGAUGUUACCGGACAGGUAGCACUGUACACCUUUAACUCCAAAGCAAAUGAAUGGGAAAAGACCGACAUUGAGGGUACCUUGUUCGUAUAUACCAGGUCUGCCUCUCCUUAUCAUGGCUUUACAAUCAUGAAUCGGCUAAACAUGAAGAACCUUGUGGAGCCCAUCAACAAGGAUCUGGAGUUCCAGCUGCAGGACCCCUUUCUCCUUUACAGGAACUCCAACUUGGCUAUAUACAGCAUCUGGUUCUACGACAAGAGCGACUGCCAGCGGAUCGCCCAGCUCAUGUCGAGGGUGGUGAAGCAGGAGGCGCUCCAAGCCCAGCAGGCCCCCCCGGAGAGAAACACCCCCAGCAGGACCAAUGGCUGCGUGGAGGACCGGCCCAUUGACAUCCUGGAGCUGCUCAGCAGGGCCAAGGAGGAGUACCAGAGGACACAGGGUGGUGAAGCAGAUGUUUCCACAAACGCAGAGUCAGGCCAUGCUGUGGAGCCUCUUAAAUCUGCAGCAGACACAGCAGAGCGCGUGGGGAGUGCACCUCAGCAUGAGAAGAGCUCUCAGCCCGGCCUGAAGCAGAUCACCGUGGAGGAGCUUUUUGGGAGUUCAUUGCCAAAGGAGCUGCCGCUGAUGGGCCUCCCAAGCCAGGGUGCCCCGGAGAAGGGGCAGCCGGAGGGCUUCCUGCUCGGCCUCAGCACUGUCCCGUCCUUUCCUUUCGAGCCUCCGCUGGUACCCCGGCUCAACACCGACCCCGGGGGGGAACGCACCGCCCUGCCCAAGACCGAACGGCACCUCACCCCGGGACUGGUGCCCCUAUCCGACAUGAAGGGCACCCCCAGCUACACCCUGCACCCCAGCCCGGUCUUCCACCCCAGCAGUGGGGGGGUGGGGGCAGCGCAGGUCCAGGCCCCCUCCCCUCUCCUCGUGGGCCAACCUGGACCCGAGCAGCUGACCGGCGUGGCCCCGGCCUCCUGCUGCCCACCCAACGGCGCCCCCUACAGUAGCCAGAGCCUGCUGAACCCGCUCAAGCCUGACGCCCUGCCACCCACCGCCCUCAGCAAGCCCUCCUUGGCGCCCAACUUCCUGCCCGCCCAGCUGGCCACGCCAGAGUGCUUCAGAGAGCCCAUCCCCAAACCUGCACCCUUCAGUAGCAUCCCUGCCGCCCCCAUACAGAUGGUGACCUUGAAGGCGGGGCCUGCAGUGUCACGGGCUGAGCCCUCGGUGCUGCUCUCUCCCAGCAUGUUCCAGCAAUCAGUUACCAAGACGCCUGAGCUGGACAGGAAGCCUGCGCCUCCCUCUCCUUCCUCAUCACUGACAGCAACAGAGCCCCCCGCCCCCUUCAACAGGCUCCAGCUCCAGGACACACUCAUCCACCUCAUUAAGAAUGAUUCCAGCUUCCUCAGCGCCAUUCAUGAAGCCUAUCUACAGAGUCUCUCUAAGGACCUGAACAACAUCAAGUUAUAGCCAAUAGGACAAGGAUGAGGCACAUGUCUCAAACGCACAAACACAGUAUUACUUGUUUAAGAUGCCGAAGCACUCAGUACAGAGUACCAGUACAGGAACAUGUAGACCGUACGUACGUUCAUAGGGAUGGCAGGUAUGCCAUCUGCCAGUUUGCAGGUUGGCAGGGCAUACUCCAUACCUGUACAACACUGGGAGUAGGGCCUUUUUUGGGGUUCUGUACAUACACACACACAUACAUAAAUCUCCCUCAUGUCUUUCCUCAUGUAAAGAACAGCACACAGUUUGAGUUACACCAUCUCUUGUUCAGUUUCUUUUUCCUGAAUUUUCCUGCAGAUAAGCAGAAGAGUACGUGUUACAUACUUUUGUGAAUGUAAUAGUUUCUCUCUCUCUCUCUCUCUCUCCCCCUCUUUCUUUCUCACUGAUACAUCAUCAUCAGCUUUAAGCGAUUUGUGCAAUGUGAGCAGCGUGUUUUAGAGGAUUGCUUUCUUGGGAGCCCUGUCUGAAAACGACCCCCAGUGCAUUUGGUUUGUAAGUGGAAUUAUGCAGUUUUGCCUAAAGCUCAGCUGGGAGUUGUGCAGUAUGGAGGUACUGCAGUGUAGCGAGAAGUGUCACAACUCACCCAUACCCUACAGAAACACACCGGUAUUCAGUGUCCACUGUCCUACAUCAUUUUGAGCGAACACUUACAGCUCACUCAACUUUGCAGAGCUUUUCAAAUUCCCUAUAUCAUUGCUCUAAGUUAAUAGUACGUUCACAUCUUUAAAUCGUGUGCCGAUGUGGCCAAUCCUGUCUCUACUCCUCUUGAUGUUGCCGAUAUUGACCACCAACUCUAUAAAGUCCCACAAUAUACACGCAGCUGAUGUCCCCCUUGGUACACCCUGUGCAAGCUCCUCUGACAGCACUGCUCCUUUACCAGUCUAUGGUAAGAAGAGUGUGGGGUCCAGGGGAAAUAGAAAGUCGUCUUGAGAUUGCUCAGGGUUUGAUUAUUGAUGCUGACGCUGAAUGCCUCCAGUUUAUACACGUUGUUUCAAUCAGUUAUGUAGCUCCAGCACAGUGAUAACUCAAGUUCAUAUAUCUUAUAGGCAGAAAAAUGUAAUGACUGUUCUUUGGAAAAUUUAAGGUUUGUUGUUGAAUACGCUGAAUUCCAUAAAUAGUAAUAGCAUUUCAGUUUUCUUUGUGUCGGUCUAUAACGGAAGGCAGAAAUUAAAAUGUAGGUCAUCAUGUUUUUGCGGAGCGCCUAUCAUUUCACACUUUACAUUAGCCUCUUUGUUUGAGUGGCCAGUGCACAGCCUUGUCCAAAUAAACCUCCUUGGCCACAUUUCAGCAUUGCCAAUGCAUUGGAUAUAUUACUAUCUCCGUAUGUGAAUGUCACUAAUUUGCAAGCUGAUUUUUGCAACAGCUGUUUAUAAAAACUAAUAAGAAAGUAUAUGGUGUUAAUGUAUUUCACUGUGGCUGUUUUAUCACCAUUAGUCAAUACUCCAUCCUUGCCCCCAUGUCUUGCUAUAGUUAACAGUUAACAGUCUGUUGGCCCACCCAGCCCCAGAAGUCCUUAUGCCUCUUGCAGUUAGCAUUGAGGGGGCUUGCUUUAGGUUGUAUGCUCUUUCAGGCCAGAACAAGCUUUCAAUUCAUGCUGAAUGUUUUCAUGUCUGAUAUUGAAAGUAAAUGAGAACCACAAUUUGUAACCUUUAUUAAACUAAGCUAUUGAUGCAGUACUUUUUUGACAGCAGCCUUGAUAAUUGGGAAGUAAUAGGUGACACCUUGUAAAUUCUUUUGACUUAGUUGAGAGUAUGUGUUUUUUUGUCAUAGGAACAGCUUCUUCCAGGUGGUACAUGAGUGAUGAAAUUGCCAAAAUUUACUGUCAAAGACCAACCAGUUGUUAUUAAGGGAAGCUUUUUUGGUUUGCUGUUUUUGGUUUUUUUUAACUGCUCCAAAUGCCAUGGACUUCACCAGGGUAUAAACAAAGGACCGCAUCCUGUUGCUCAUGCAGACCCUAUCCCGGCGUUAUCUUUUAAUUAAAGCAGAUGCACAAAAUGAGCAGUUUCUCCACUUAUGUGUUUUGAGAAUGUCAAGAAAUGCAGUGUCUUCUUUUGUACUGUUCUGGCCUUGUGAUACGGAUAUGGAGGAAGAUUAUUUUAAAUUGCUAUGUCCCUAUUUAAGGUUUUAUGAUGUAAAAAAAAAAAUUGUUUACGUGUCCUUUUUUUUCCUUUUCUGUGGUAGCUGAGAAUCUGGGACAUGUUUGGCUUUCUGAGUAAUGACAUCACAGGAAAUGGAACCUGCUACUCUGUAGACCAGUGUGCCUCAACCCUGAUUUGUGUUCCAAGCUCCUCAUUUGUUUGGUCUGACAGAAGAUCAUAGUGAAAGUAUUUCUCCAAUUUCUGUUUGCACUUGCCACUAAAACAAAUUAAUAAAAUUGUCCUUCAGCUUAAUUCAAUGCACUGCUUUAGGGCCCAUAACAAUUAACUGAGCAACUAUUUCAGCUUCAUUUGGCGAGCAACCUGGAAUUUAAUUUUAAUCAGAUAUGUUGAAUAAACCCCUUUUAUCUUUUUUGUUGGCAUGGGAACACCUCCAAAAAUACUUAUUUCACACAAGGUGGCAGAUGAGCUACCAAGAAAUGUUCAGUACGGAUCAAUUAACCACCCAGUCAAACCUGAUUGAUGCAAAGCAGUUUGGAACACAAACCAGCAUACAAUGUUCUCCAAGGGGCAGGUUUCAGAAACGCUGACUAAAUGAAAAUGAAUUGUUUUUUUUGUUUUUUUACACUGGAGGAAGAUUCCAUAUGCCACAGCCACCUUUAAGGAGUCACUGCAC